AUGGGUUAUGUUCCCAUGUACCUGUAUAGAGUCCUCACCCUCCUUGACCUGUAUAAUCUACAAAAGUCAUCUUUGGGGCAAACAAGCAGGAAAGAGGAGUUGCCAAAGCCAGGAGUCUACCCCUUGGAGUGCACCAACAUCGGUGCCCUGAUUGGAUUGGGAAUUGCUGCCCUUGUUUUACUUGCCUUUGUCAUCAGCGUCUGUGUACUUUGCUAUCUAUUUCUGCAUACAAAGCCUCAAAGGUUAGACACUGGCCUUAAACUUCAACACCUAGAGGUUUCUUCCACUCAAGAAGGCAACUCAAAUAGGAAAAUCAAAACCCCCAAUUCAAACGCAGCAUCAAAUUCAACAAAUGAAACAAUCUAUGAAGCUGAUGAUGUAAUUGAGGAAAAAACAAUGGAUACAACACAAAUCAACAUCGUGUAUUAUUAAAAAUCCUGUGUUAUAAAAGCUCACAGGAGAGAUGGAACAGUAAAAAUAAAGUGCAUUUUAAAUAGUUCGUAAUACUUUUAAAAAAUUCACCACUCACAAAGCAAAACAUAGCUGCAUUUUUAUCAAUCUUUUGAUUAAACACCCACUAAGGAUUUAAUAGAUUUUCAUGUACAUAAGUUUACUUUUACUUGCUAAUUAAAAUGUACAUUAUACAAAAUUAUGUUAGUACUUUAGGUAAAGUUAAAUAAUUUAUCAAUUAGCAGAUAAGCAAGCCUAUCUCAGUGAGAAACAAUGAGACAUAUUACCAGAAUUUCACGACUUUUUGGUACUUAGAGGCAGUUAUUUUUUUAAAGCGAUGGUACAGAUAGGUAGAUUUUGGGAGAAUGGUCUUAUAAACUAGAGGUGGAAUGCUCUUAAGUCUCUUAAAAGUCAACCCAAGCCUUUUUUUAGAGGAUUUGCUGGCACACUCACCAUAUAUUUAUUGCCUUUAUAAAAGCUAACAUUCAAAACCAAAAUAUAUUACAAUGUAUAACCUGCAUAAUACAUGUUUUCUGCAUACUGAAGGAUAACCAUGACAAAAGUCCUCACUGAGAAAAUUCCUGGAUCUACCUAAUGCCACUGCGACAGCUACAAAUAAACUACAGUUUCUGCAAAUUAUAAUUGUCUUAAAAGAUUUUUUUUCCCUUAAGUGAUAUUUCUAUUACAAGAACACAGACUUGGUUUUAUAAUAGAAUUCAAAAGGAAAAAGGAAUCAUUUUAAGCUGGCUCUGCCGAACACAUACAUCUCUGUGUUGCAUAAAGUCUGCAGUUGGAAGACUUGUCUUCUUCAAAAGUGGUGAAUAUAGCUUCGGUGUUCUGAUAGGAAAAAAAAAAUGCUUUAUUGCUCUCAGGGAUAGAACUUUUGAUCAUUAGGUGGCCAAAAUUUCUACCAAGAACUGGGGGUAUCUUCUAAACGAGUGCUGUGCAGUGGAAGUUUCUGAGAAGAUGGGAAUGUCCUUUCUCUAUGUGCAUGGUCUGGCAGGGUAGCCACUCCACACUGUGGCUACUGAGCACUUGAAAUGUGACCAAUGCAACGGAAUACAGUUUUAUUUUUUUAGUUAAUUUAAAUUUAAAUAGCCACAUGUGGUUAUACUGACAUCAUAGUUCCAGAUGUAACGUCUACUGCCUGUUAUAUUUUACGUUUCAAAAAAGCGCAAUUUGGUCAGUGUUUAGAUAUUAAGAUUGCUUAGAGUGCAUGGGAAGUUUGGAAGUUAAAACACUACAUUACAAAAAUUUUCAUGUGGUCACAAAAGCCAAGAAUUUUCAUUUCUUUUUGUGAAAGCAUGUAUAGCAUUUGUGGUACUUCUUGAUCUUUUAGCUAGCUUGAUUUAAAAAAAUUCCAGAAAGUCAGCUAUCUUAAUGCACACGUUAAUAAUUAUAUUACUAAUUAGAUGUUGCCUCUGGUGAAAAUAAACGUAGGUUUAGUUAAGGCACUGGUAUAGUUCUACUUUUCUGCUCAAGGGGAAGGACACAGGCCAUAAAUGACAUAAGAAGUAGGAAACUUAAGAUUCAGGGUCUGCAAAAUGCUCAUGGUCCCAACUCCUGACCUGUGGGACAGGCAUGGGCUGGGCGUGGCUGGAUGCUUCAUGGGUGUGCUCUGGGAGACACAUCCCAGUCUCAGGCACUGCAUAUUUUUAAAAAAUAUAUUUUAUUGAUUUUUUACAGAGAGGAAGGGAGAGGGAUAAAGAGU
This is a messenger RNA of Myotis brandtii (Brandt's bat), 2161 nucleotides long. It is a transcript of the gene SHISAL2B, whose product is annotated as family with sequence similarity 159, member B. The transcript is spliced from 3 exons. The record is from RefSeq and is a predicted model, not a curated record. Lineage: Eukaryota; Metazoa; Chordata; Mammalia; Chiroptera; Vespertilionidae. Bases 1 to 432 code for a protein of 143 amino acids.